This is a messenger RNA of Schistosoma rodhaini, 1788 nucleotides long. Lineage: Eukaryota; Metazoa; Platyhelminthes; Trematoda; Strigeidida; Schistosomatidae. The record is from the annotation of a GenBank genome assembly.
GCAGUGUAUUUAUGAGCAGUUAUCGGUGUGUCGUGUUAUCAGGGAUUCAAGACGGAAGGGAAGGCAUUCAAAAUCAUGCAAUUUUAAAAAAAUUUUACAGCCACUUGUAGCCAAUGUACAAAUUACGAGAACUGACAAAAGAAAUGCAAGUAGUAUCAAAAACUAACUAGAAAAACAACUUAUCAUGACUACCUCUACAAGGUCGGUAAAUUAGUAUUCAGUGACUGAGAACAAAUGUGGAUGUUCCCAACAAAAUGUGGUCAAAUACCUAUUAGGAUGGACUCGAGUAACCGUCAACACUGGACUAUCAAGGAUCAGUAAUUACCAACUGGACCACGCCAUAACCCUAAGUUUAAUCAAACAUGACCUUAAUGUCAAUGGUCAGGCAAUAUGUAACAGUAAAAUUAAGUAAUGAAGCAAUUAGUCCCUUCGAUAAAUUUCGACAUAGUUCUGACAAUCUUCGGCUCCUUAUUACAUUAAGUAAUGAAGACUGUGAUAGAUGGCCCGUUUGAUUGGGAUCGCUCAAGUUGGGGAGUUCUUCUCGGAGUCAUUUUCUGGGGUUAUUUUCUUGGGCAGAUACCUGCAGGUAUCCUUAUUCAAAAGUUCAGCGUUCGCUCAGUCCUACUUACAUCCCUAAUUCUUAUGAGCACGUCAACAAUACUUGUUCCAGUGGUAGCAAUAAGGUCUCUAUACUUAUUUUGUGCCUUACGAGUGCUUACAGGAUUGGCAUCCGCAAGUUGGUUUCCUGGAUUCUAUCAACUUUGGGCUGCCUGGGCACCUCCGAAUGAGCGUGGACUUUUAAUUGGAUUUGCUUAUGCAGGACUUCAUGUAGGUAGUGCUAUUACAAUGCCUAUUACUGGAGCUUUAUGUCAAACAUCAUUGGGAUGGUCACUAGUUUUCUACUUCUAUGGUGCAAUCAGCUUUGUUUAUUGUAUCAUAUGGUUCAUGUUUGUAUAUGAUGAACCUAAGUUACAUCCAAGAAUAUCUAUGGAAGAAAAGACUUAUUUAGAAUCAACCUGUCCAGUUAUAACGAAAAACAAGGAAGGAAAGAUUCCAAUAAAAUCUAUUUUGACAUCACUCCCUGUUUGGGCAUUCGUUAUUGUAAAUAUUGGGAUAGAUUGGAAUUUAUAUACUUUUCUAACAAGUGUACCAACGUAUAUGCGUGAAGUGUUACAUUUUGAUUUUCAACGAAAUGCUCUAUUGUCUUCCCUACCAUAUAUCGGUAUGUGGAUAGGACAACUAAUAUUUGGUUGGAUAUCCGAUAUCCUCUUGGCUCGUCGAAUUCUAACUUUGAGUGUUGUUCGUAAACUGAUGAACAGCAUAGGUAUGUUUGGACCAGCUCUCCUUAUGAUACUGAUCACAUUGUUUGAUUGUCAUAAUAAAUAUGCAGUUGUUGUUCUAUUAACAUUUGGAUUAUUCUUUAGUUCUGGUGUUUUCUCUGGUGGAAUGCUUAGUCCAAUUGAAAUUACACCAAAAUAUUCUGGUUUAUUGUUUUCUGCUUCUAAUUCACUUGGUGCAUUAACAGGAUUUUUGAGUCCAGUCGUAGCAAAUGCUUUAACACCAGAUAAAACUUAUGAACAAUGGCGUUAUGUAUUUUAUUUAGGUUCUAUCAUAUUUUUUAUUGCUGGAUUAUUUUUUUUAAUUUUUUCAUCAUCCAAUAUACAAUCAUGGGCUACAGAAAUUGUUGAUUAUGAUGUUGAUAAUGAUGAUCAUGAUUAUCAUUAUGAUCAUUCACUUAGCAACAAAACUUCCUCUCAUCAAAUUAAUAAAGAGAAUAUAGAAAUUUAA